Messenger RNA from Aspergillus pseudoviridinutans, 1653 nucleotides. RefSeq names its product putative MFS lactose permease. The transcript has 5 exons. Gene Ontology annotation, biological process: carbohydrate transport; transmembrane transport. Gene Ontology annotation, molecular function: carbohydrate:proton symporter activity. The record is from RefSeq and is a predicted model, not a curated record. NCBI's taxonomy places the organism in Eukaryota, Fungi, Ascomycota, Eurotiomycetes, Eurotiales, Aspergillaceae. Gene Ontology annotation, cellular component: membrane. The coding region runs from base 1 to 1653 and encodes 550 amino acids.
AUGGAGCGACUCGAUAGCCACGACACAGCGCAGAUGCUGUACUACCCGGAUGACGCCUACAUCCGGGGCAUUAACAAUGCCGCCCUGGCGAUGGCGACCUUCCAGCAGAAGCCGAAGCUAUGGAGCAAAAACAUGUUCAAGUUAUACUGGGCCAUUGCGGUCGCCACGCUCAACUCGUGCAUCAACGGGUACGACGGCUCGCUCAUGGGCUCGAUCAACAGCUACAGCCAGUACCGGGAGUACUUUGGCUUCGAUCCGGAAGCCGGCACGCCCUCGACGGGGAUCGUAUACGCCAUCUACACCAUCGGGAACAUCGUGGGGUCGUUCUGCGCUGGGCCGUUUACCGAUUUUAGGGGACGACGCGUGGGCAUGGCGCUCGGCGCCUUCUUCAUCAUCAUCGGCACCAUCGUCCAAGCAACCUGCACCAACCUCGCCGGCUUCAUGGUCGGCCGCUUCAUCCUCGGCUUCGGGGUCGCGACCUCCGCCACCGCCGGCCCAGCCUACGUGUCUGAGAUCGCGCACCCGUCGUGGCGCGGCUCCCUAACAGGCCUGUACAACGUGCUGUGGUUCGCCGGCGGCAUCCCGGGGACGUUUAUACCCUGGCGCACGAGCAUGAUCGAGGGGACGAUGAGCUGGCGGAUCCCGGUGUGGGUGCAGAUGGUGUUUUCGGGCUUGGUGCUGGGGCUCUGCUGGACCAUUCCUGAGAGCCCCCGGUGGCUUGUGUCUCGCGACAAGCACGAGGAAGCCAUCCGCGUGCUGGCCACGUACCACGGCGACGGCGACCGCAACGCCCCGCUCGUGCAGCUCGAGUACCGCGAGAUGGUCGAGGAUAUCUCCAACACGGGCGCCGACAAGCGCUGGUGGGAUUACCGCGAGCUGUUCAACUCGCGCGAGACGCGCUACCGCUCUAUGCUGGUUAUGUUCACGGCCUUCUUCGGGCAAUGGUCCGGCAACGGCCCCGUCUCGUACUACUACCCGCAGAUGCUCGCCGGCGCAGGGAUAACCUCCAACUCGACACGACUGCUCCUGCAAGGCCUGCAGAACGUCUGCCAGUUCGUGGGUGCCAUCUUCGGCGCGCUACUGACAGACCGGAUGGGGCGGCGCGCGCAGCUCCUCACCUCGACAGGACUAAUGGUCCUCAUCUUUAGCAUCAUCACGGCGCUGAACGCCGCAAACGUCGAGACGGUUGAUGACAGCGGCACCGUCAUCGCCAAGAGCGCGGUGGUGGCGCGCGCGCAGAUCGCCAUGAUCUUUAUCUUUGGGUUCGUGUACUCGGCCGGCUGGACGCCGAACCAGGCGAUGUACCCCGUCGAGUGUCUGCGGUACGAGUCGCGGGCGAAGGGGAUGGGGAUGAACAACUUCUUCAUUAACAUUGCCAACUUCUACAAUACGUUUGUGACGGGGAUCGCGUUCACGAGGGCCGGGUGGCGGUAUUACCUGCUAUUUAUCUUCUGGGAUGUGCUGGAGUUGGUGGUGAUUUGGUUUUUGUUUGUGGAGACGUCGCGGCGCACGCUCGAGGAGCUGACUGCUAUCUUUCAGUCGAGAAAUCCAGUCAAGGCGUCGCUGGUCCGGGAUGAGGUGUUGGUUCCGCAGGUGGAGCAGGAGGUGGAGAUGAGGAGGAAGAAUUACUAUCGGAGGAAAUAUGAUUAUUGA